AUUACCAGAUGGUCAAGGAUUUUGUUCUGUCGGUCACAGCUUCUUCUUUGCUGGUGGUACCCUGUUUAUUACUGACCCAAAAUUGUGUUUGAAUUUGGAUGAUCGUUACCCCUCAAGGAUGUGGUGCCUCAAGUAUGAGGGUUCUAAUUGGAGUUGGAAGUUUUGUGGAAGCUUGUUCUACCAGCGAUUUAGACCCUUAGUAGUCCCCUAUGAUGGCAAAUUGUACAUCUUUGGGGAUACUGGAUUGUACAUCUCUAGGGUUACUGGAGAUAGAAGUUGCUGGGUUGAUAUUUACAUCCUAAAAUCAGGUCUAUGGGAAACAAGGGAAGUGCCCGAAAGUGUUCUGGAAUAUUGCAGGGACCCUGACUCUUACUUUCUGUGGGAGGACAGCACCAAGCCUCACAAGAAGACCCACAUUGUAUUGUAUGCUUCUGGUGGUGAUCAUGAACAUCAAGGGCUCAUGUCAUAUGACGUCAAGGCUAACAAUUGGGAAUACCUUAAUUGGAAUUUUCCGCCACCUCUUAGAUCAUAUCCAAGGAAACUUGUUCGUUUGGGAUGCAGUCAUUAUCUUCUGAUUGUUGACUGCGCUCCAAUGUGGCAUAUUUAUGAUUUAUCUAAGAUGAAUGUUGUGGCAAAGGUGGCGGUGCAUGGUUUGGACAAGACCGCAGAAAUAAUGAAUAUUUUUUGUUGCCACAUAACUAGCGAUGAAAGUUUGAUUUAUAUGUUCAUGGAACCUGGAAAUGUUUUCGAGGGAGAGCCAUUUACUAACUAUCAUUACUAUGCUUCUGGGUUUGUUUCUUAUGCCAGAGUCAAGCUCCAACUCAAAACUUUUUCUGCCAAGAUUGAAUCCAAGGGUAAUCUUAACGUUGGUGAUUAUGUAAAACUUUAUAUGUUUGCUGUUGGAGAUGAAGACCAAUAAUUGUAAGAAAUUCUUUGUUUAAGACGUUGAAAUUAAAGAAGAAUAUUUGCACAGUAUCGUAAAAUUGAAAACUCCCAAAUCCUGAAAGAAAAAUUACACCUUGAAUGCCUAUUAUUUUUUAAAAUUUUAACUAAUGUAUUUACUCACCAUAAAAUUGUCAGAAUCUAGCAACAAAUAAAUGUAUAUUCAACAAAAUUAAUGCUAUCCAAUUUUAUU
Molecule: messenger RNA, 1135 nt
Organism: Arachis ipaensis
Lineage: Eukaryota; Viridiplantae; Streptophyta; Magnoliopsida; Fabales; Fabaceae
Molecular function (GO): protein binding
Source: RefSeq, a predicted model, not a curated record